This is a messenger RNA of Dermacentor silvarum, 4649 nucleotides long. Its product is annotated as zinc finger protein 420-like. The transcript has 8 exons. Bases 2095 to 4224 code for a protein of 709 amino acids. Lineage: Eukaryota; Metazoa; Arthropoda; Arachnida; Ixodida; Ixodidae. The record is from RefSeq and is a predicted model, not a curated record.
AAGUGCCGGGGGAUUUUACCGGACUUGAUUAUAUCAUAGUUUAACUAUAGAUAUCAUACUUUACUAUAGCUAUACAGCACUCUUCGAAGAGUUCUGUAUAUGCAAACAAACUGCUUAUUUGAUCCUAAUGCUAGCUUUUAACAAAUAUUCUUCAUAACAUGUAAUGUAAUGACAGAAAUUUGCUAUUAAUAUGAAUGCUAGGUUGAAAACCUCAUUUUUUAGUAGUAGUGAGAACAUCCAAAACUAUAGGCCGUGUCGACUGACCUCUAGGGGUGUUACGUGCCCCCUCCAUUUGUCUGUGCGCCACUGCAUCCGAGACAUUCAUCAUUUCUAUCACCUCCGAAGAUGUUUCUUUUCCUUCUAAGCACUGGAAGUGUCUCGAAUGCCUGCAGUGAUAGAGCGAUGGAAUGGAGCAAUGGCUGUUUUGGCUAGACUAUGCACGAUAGUGACAAAGAAUGUUAAUCCAUCCUCGGGCAUAAUUUGUGCAAAUCACACUUCACAUUUUUUAGUUGAACAACUUGCAAAUGACUAAUCUCAAAAUGUCUCUAAACUUCUCACUGGACUCACAAAUGGCAAUGCCCUUGUCUUUCAAUGACGCAGUAACAAAGUUUUUUGCUGAGGAAACCAUUCGGAAUUUUUGUUGUGGCCACAUGCCACUUUUGAGGUGGAUACCGUCUCUUUUUUUCAUAAGACCUCCACCACCUUGCAUAUUUAUGCAGAGCUCAUUUGCUUAUUCGGUGUUCCUGAACUUCAUAUUGGUAAUUAGUUUUUACCAUCCUACUUGCCUCGUCAUUAGCUCAAUUGAUAAACUGGCCUCCCAUAAAAGUGGUUGCGGUGCCAUGUUCAGUUCCCAAACCAGAGCAAAUUUCAUUACAACUGCAUGCAAAGGUUUCAUUUUGAGAAAAUUCAAUGGGUCUGUUUUUUCUUUUCCUUUUUUUUUUCCUUGUCAACUGUCCUUGCAUGCUCUCUCACUUGGCAAGCGUCAUAUCACAGUGAAGCCAACCGAUUUGAUAUUCCAGAAGUGUGAUCUAGCAAUCUACAUUGUCACUAUUCUUUGGGGCCCCUUUAAGACCUUGCAUAGUUUCUUAAUGAUUGCUAUUCCUCAUUCCACAACACAUGGAAGUCGGGCUUUCAUCUUUGGAAGGAAAGAAAGAUGUGGAGACUGGUGCCUAGCAGCUGAUUUAGCGACGUUUGGGAACCUGCUUCAGAGUCAUCAGAGCAUCAAUCACUGAACAGUAAAUGUGAAGUGCAACCAGUCUCCUUUUAACCUGUGUGUUACUUGCAGUUUGAAUGAAGGCAGACCUCUGUGGGAAAGACUGCUGGGUGCUCAGUAAGGUACGAGACCGGGCUAGCUGGUAUUCCACAUUGAUACGACCAGCGCAAAAAAAAAAAAAAAACUCAGUUCCUGUCAGAAGUCAUUCAGAGUGUCAGCACGUACUGUAAGUAGAGCCAUCAGGUCAAAAUUGUCGGCAUUCACCUAGAGAUUAGAGCACCUGAGAGUGUGUUUUUGAAUGUGGCAGUUCAAUGCUCAGUUCCCCUUGCAUGAGAAUCAUAAGGAGAGCAGAGGCUGUGGUCAGCAUGUGAGCACAUGCAAGAUCCUUUUACAGAUAAACUCAUUUCGGGCUGUACUUUAACCAUGCAGCAAUCAUUUUUGUGGCUGGUACCUUUUUUUUGAACUGUCUGCACAUCUAAGGAUCCCAUAGCAUUCCUCGAACAGGGGCCUUGCAAUGGCCCUGGGUGUACUGCACUGGAGAAAAAAAGCGGCCCAUAAGAAUGAGUGAUAAUGAUGAUUACUGUGUGGCAAAAGUACAUCCCUGAAGAGCAUAACACACUAAUGCAGUUUGGCUGGUGCACCUGCAUUUUCUGAAUAUGUUGGUACCUGAAAGUACACUGGAUCCUAUGUACCACUAAGAUUUUCUGUUUUGUCAGUGGCACUUUACAUUUGUGAAUAUGUGUUCUGCUCUCUACAGUACUCAUUACUUGUGAGUGCUGAAUCCAUGGCAUUCAGUGUAAUAGACGUGGCCAAUUGUGGCACUGAUUUACCUUGCACUGACUCCACUUCUCUGUGCCUCGAUUUUCCAGGCAUCAAGGCAGAUGCACAACCCAAGGAAUAGAGGAUUUGUCAGAAUAGCUGACGACAACAUUUUAUUCGCAAAUGUCUGCAAGCAAGCACAUACACCAAGUUCACAUGCAGCAGUCACCAGCAGAUGCAUAGUGUCCACUACAAUUAACAGCCGCUCCACUAGACUACUGCAGCACAGUGCUUAUCAGCUCGGUGUUGGCUCAUCUACCACACAAGUAGGGCUGCAUCGCUCCCUCUUUCCAACUAGUGGGAGUGACCUAAGCUACCACGAGGGUGUGCACGGUGACGAACGGUUCACUUGCAGUUACUGCAGAAAAGUCUUCAAGAAGAGGGGAACCCUGACUGUUCACCUGCGCGUCCACACCGGUGAGAAGCCGUUCCAGUGUCACCUGUGCCCCAGGAACUUCACGCAAAGGGCGACUCUCAUGUAUCACAUGCGAACACACACCGGAGAAAAGCCGUAUCAGUGCCGCUAUUGCCCCAGGGCCUUUGCACGAAAGAUGCUGCAGCGGAACCACGAGCGCAGCAAGCAUUUGAAGCAUUUGGCUGCUCACAUCUUCGCCGUGCAUCACCAGCUAGAGCCAUACCCUCUACGAUGCUCGAACGCGGAAAGGUAUCUUGUGCGGCACCCCAUCCACGUCGCAGCUUCCAAAAGGAGAAUAGAUACUCGUCGCCGAAGAGAACGUAUUAGGCAUCGCUCGCACCAGUGCGACUACUGCAACAAGUUAUUCUUCCAAAAGAGCAACUUGGACGAUCACCUGCGUAUCCACACCGGCGAGAAACCGUUCCAGUGUCACCUCUGCCCCAUGAGCUUUACACAAAAAUCGGGCAUGAUACGGCACGCGCAAACGCACACAGGCAUAAAGCCAUUUCAGUGUAGCUUAUGUCCAUUGGCAUUCAGCCGCAAGCCACACCGGCAGAAGCACAUGGAGAAGCAUAGCAAGGUGAUCCUUAUACUGUCCAACCUUGCUGUCUUUCCCUCUUAUUCUCGUGUAGUUCUCUCUCGCCGAAAAUGUGUCAUUUUAAUUUGUGCAGACUCUGUUGCUGUGUGUCGCUCCACUGGGCGACCGCAGUCUCAAGACCGGCACACGGGAAAGCGUCUGCGGCGGUGUCUCGUCUGCGGCUACACCACGCCUUUCCCCACUACCAUGAAGCAUCACCAAAGAAUACACACGGGCGAGCGCCCGCACAAGUGCGACUAUUGCGGCAAAGCCUUCGUGCAGAGGAGCCACUUGGUCGGACAUGUGCGCACUCAUACUGGCGAGAGACCAUUCUACUGCCACCUCUGCCCCAUGGAUUUUGUACUGAAGAAGGGCCUUACGCGCCACUUGAAAACGCACGAAGGCAGGACACCUUUGCCGGAUGGUGUUUACUCUGCUGAGAUGCAAAAGAAGAGGAAAGAAGAGGUAGCUCGUCGUCAUGCUGCUAAGAAGGCUGAAGCUAAGGAGCGUGGGGGGGACCUGGCAGCAUACCUGCAGAAGACAACUGUCACGGCAGGUUUGGCACAUGGGAGGUUAAUGCAUAAAGUACAUUAUAACACCCAAUGUCGCAUGCACUCAACAUUUUCAUUGCAGUACUCCUCGGUUGAAAUCUCAGUGCUUUACGCUCUCACUUUUUUUUACAGAUGCCACAACCAUUCCAUAGGCCAGCAGAAGAAAGACUACAUAAAAGAAGCAAAGCCAACAUUUGCAGGGAUAACUUUGGAUCCUACAACGCUUUGCAGUUCUUCCAAUGGCACCACCAGAUGGCAGCAGCAGCACAGUGCUCAUCAGCAUGUAGACACUUCAUCUGCCAGACAAGCAGGUCCACAUUUCCCGCUCACUGAAACUAGUGGCAGCGACCUGUGCCGCUCCGAAAAUGUCCACAUCAGCGAGUUGUAUGUUUGCAGCUACUGCUGCAAGUCCUUCACAGUGCGUACCAAGCUGACCACCCACCUCCGCAUCCACACCGGUGAGAGACCGUUUCAAUGCCACCUGUGCCCCCAGGCCUUCACGCAGAAGGUGCAUCUCGUGGAUCAUGUGCGGACACAUACGGGGGAGAGACCAUACCAGUGUCGCUAUUGUCCCAAGGCCUUCGUGCGCAAGUUUCAGCGGAAAUACCACGAGCUCAGCAGGCACUUGAAAGGGACCACUGCUCCUUGAAGGGCUUGCCACGCACUGGUGACAUUGGUUGGUGAUGUCUUUGCCAGUCUUCAGUUGCUGUGACAUUGUGAGACGUUGCAGAAGAUAAUGACAAUGUUUGCAUACACUUCAGAAAAAAAAAAGAGAAAAGAAACUGAAACAAAGCUAUUUGAGCAGCACCCCCAAGGCCUGGAAAAAGUCGGCCUGGAUAGUCAUAGGGAACUUGCAUAAAAACUUUGUUGCAGCCAUAUUGAAUUACUAGUGGCACAGUCGUAAGCUGCUUUAAUCCUAUCUGCCUAUCUUUAGAAGUAAUGGUAGAGCUGUGCUGUGAAAUUUUGUGAAAUAUGAAUGUGUGACAGUAAGUACGACUGAUAUUGCACUUUGGUGAUAUCUUUUCACACUGGAUCAAGGCAUUUGUGUAAUAAAAGCUCUCCGGUCAUUACAAA